Platichthys flesus (European flounder) is the source of this 4473-nucleotide messenger RNA. It is a transcript of the gene mcf2a, whose product is annotated as MCF.2 cell line derived transforming sequence a. Gene Ontology annotation, biological process: dendrite development; intracellular signal transduction. Gene Ontology annotation, cellular component: cytoplasm. Gene Ontology annotation, molecular function: guanyl-nucleotide exchange factor activity; protein binding. Bases 332 to 3688 code for a protein of 1118 amino acids. The transcript is spliced from 30 exons. The record is from RefSeq and is a predicted model, not a curated record. Lineage: Eukaryota; Metazoa; Chordata; Actinopteri; Pleuronectiformes; Pleuronectidae.
CUUCACCCAGUCUGGGCCACAGCGGGACAGCAAACCUCUGUGUUCGGCUCCUGUGGCCAGGUCUUGUGAUGUAGCUGCAGGAGACUGUGUGCAGCUCAAGGUCAGGAGGAGGAUCCGGCUGCAGCCUCGGGGGGAACCGGCCCAUCUGGAUCGUGGGACCUGCGGAGGCAACAGGACCUAACUUUCCCCGCAGCGGCUCUCCGCCUGUGUACGCGGACACUAUGGAGGGACUGUAGGGCUCUGAGGAGCAUGUGAGGCCUGGGCCACUGUCAACACCUCCCACGGCCGAGUCCAUUCUCCCUGCUUGGCCCUGAUUCGGUCGAGGGGGGAAAUGGGCCCUGCCUCGCUGCAGGAGGAGAGAGAGCCGGAGAAAAGGUCCAAGAAGGAGAUGGAGAGCUACCGCUGCCUCCUGCAGGCUGGCUCCCAGCUCGAGAGCACUGUGCAGCAGGUCACUGCCCCUGUGAGCAUGAAGGAGGUGGGAGGCUACAUAGAGAAACAGGUGGCAUACCUGUCAGGAGGUCGUGGGGACGACUCCAGCGUCAUCAUAACUCUCCCUGAAUACUCGGCUUUCAGUGACAUUCCAGAGGAAGCUUUAGCCAAAGUGUUUACAUACCUCACUCUAAUCCCUCGAACGAGACAACCUGGAGUGAAAUUUAUCAUCAUUUUAGACAGAAGACUGGACACAUGGGCCUCGAUCAAAACUGCACUCGCCAGGAUAGCAGCGUCUUUCCCCGGGAACCUCCACCUGGUCUUGGUGCUCCGACCCACCAGCUUCUUCCACCGCACCGUGACCGACAUCGGCUUCCGCUUCAGCCAAGACGACUUCAUGCUCAAAAUGCCAGUGGUGAUGCUGAGCUCUGUGACAGACCUGCUGCGCUACAUCAGUGAGAACCAGCUGACGUCAGAGUUUGGAGGCACUUUGGAUUAUUGUCACAGCGACUGGAUUGUUUUACGAACGGCGAUUGAGAGUUUUGCUGUGACAGUCAAAGACAUUGCUCAGAUGCUGCAGGGCUUUGGGACCGAGCUGGCAGAGACGGAGGUGCCCGACAAGGGGAAGGCCAUCGAGUAUCUUCUGGAGUCUCAAACCGACAAGUACAGGAAACUCAAGGAUGCAAUCAGAUCAGUGUCAAAGGAAGGUCGUCAUCUUCUCUCCAGCCUGGAGACGUCUGGGAGGGAGGACGACUCUCAGUGGGAUGUGAAGCUGGACUGGGAGACCGUUCAGAGUCCCGUUCUUUGUAGGCUUCUGGCUCAGCUCAGAGACAUGGAGUCUGCGUUCGACGGCUUCUUUGAGAAGCAUCAUCUGAAACUGCACCAGUACCUGCAGCUGCUCAAAUACGAGCAAAGCUUCCAGGAGAUGGAGUUGUGUCUGGAGCAUCUGACGGCUGAGGAGAGGGAGCUCUCUGUUUCCGUCGACACUCCGGCUCAGACGGAACAGGCUCUCAAACGGCUGGACGAGCUGGAGUCCAAUGCACAGGAGGUGGUGUCUCGAGCUCAGAUCAUCAUCCUUCACGGACACCAGCUCUCGGCCGGUCACCACUUCGCCGUGGCUCUGAUCAUGCAGCGCUGCAACGAGCUACGUCACCACUGUGACACGCUGAACGCCGCUCUGAAGACCAAACACUCUCAUCUCCUGCACACACACCAGCUGCUGCUCUGUCUGGAUCAGGCCCACACCUGGUGUGAUGACGGAGCGUACCUUCUGGCCAAUCAGCUGGUAGAAAACUUCCAGUCAAAGGAGGGGGCUCAGGCUGCUUUGAAGGACAUCGAGAAGUUACUGGAGAGGGCGCCGUCCAUUCUCAGCUCAGGACCUGACAUCGUGGCCAUUGAAUAUGAGUCUGUCAUCACACCUCCUCUGCAGGCCGAGAUUGGUAAAACCUUUGAGAAGCAUGCAGAGGUGCAGCAGAUGAUCCAGAACCGACAGGCUUGUCUGAGGAAGCUGGCUGAUAAACACGUCCGACCGGUCCAGCUGGUGGCCCCCAGGGCUGAAAACCCACCACGCGCCAAGUCCCCGCUCUUCUCCCCCAAGCAUGGUGAUGGUUUGAAGUUCACUUUCGACCUCUCGCUGCCCGGGAAGAGGGCGUCACGGAAGAGCCCCAACACCAGAAAAAUCGAGGUGAUCCACGACUACCAGGAGAGCCGGGGCUGCGUGUCCUACAGCCUGGAGGGAGAGGACAGCCCGGAUCUCCUGAAACGACAUGUGAUGAGGGAGCUCAUCGAGACUGAGAGGAUCUACGCUGAAGAGCUGCUCUCAGUGCUGCUGGGUUACAGGGCUCAGAUGGAGAACCCAGUUCUGUCAGCCCUUCUGCCUCCGAUCCUGCGCAGCAAGAGAGACGUCCUGUUUGGAAACAUGCCAGAGAUCUACAACUUUCACAGCAGGGUCUUCCUUCAGGACCUGGAAGGAUGCCUGGAGGCUCCUGAAGGCGUGGGAGCUUGUUUUCUGAAGCGGAAAGAGAGUUUUGAGAUGUACGAGUGCUACUGUCAGAAUAAGCUGCGCUCGGAUGCGCUGUGGAGACAGUUCUCCGACUGUGCCUUCUUUCAGGAAUGUCAGAAGAAGCUGGAGCACAAACUGGGCCUGGACUCGUACCUUCUGAAGCCGGUGCAACGUCUCACCAAAUACCAGCUGCUGCUCAAGGAACUGCUAAAAUACAGUCCGGACUGUGAGGGGACUUCUGAACUGCAGGGGGCGCUAACAGCCAUGCUGGACCUGCUCAAAUCAGUCAAUGACUCCAUGCAUCAGAUAGCCAUCACAGGAUAUGAGGGUGACAUGUGUGAGCUGGGCCGGGUGCUGAUGCAGGGCUCCUUCAGCGUGUGGAUCAGCCAUAAGAGAGGUCCCACGCGCAUGAAGGAGCUGGCUCGCUUCAAACCGAUGCAGCGACACCUGUUCCUGUACGAGAGGGCUCUGCUGUUCUGCAAGCGGAGGGAGGAGCACGGGGACGGCUGCGACAAGACGCCGUCCUACAGCUUCAAGCACUGUCUCAAGAUGACAGCUGUGGGGAUCACAGAGAACGUCAAAGGAGAUGUGAAAAAGUUUGAGAUCUGGUACAGUGGCAGGGAGGAAGUGUAUGUGGUUCAGGCUCCCACAGUGGAAGUGAAGAUGGCCUGGCUCAACGAGCUGCGUAGAAUCCUGACCAACCAACAGAAGCUGCUCAGAGAUGAAGCGUAUCAACAAGGCCAAAUGGCAGAGCACAUGCCGCUGUCCCCCCCGCUCUCUGAGAGCAAGCAGCAGAGGGCGUCGGUGAGCUCGGAGGACACGGAGUCGGGGAGGAGCAGUCCGGACCCCCAGCCUCACUCCCCUAAACACCAGCACAACCGCAGGAGUUGGCCCGGAGCUCAUCACUCGGGAGACAACUGCGAGGGUCUGGAGGAGUGGCCUGGAGGUCGGGACGCUUUCCGCCCGUUUGACUCGGGCGAGGAGGUUCUGGUGCCACUGUCUCCCGGCAGAUACAAGGCUUUGGCCGACUGUCCUCAGAACGGACCAGACAGCGUCACCAUCAAAUGUGGGGACGUGAUCCAACUGCACUCUGAGAACAACAAGGGACGCUGGCUGGUGAAAAAUCUGAGUCGUCGACAGGAGGGCUUCAUAGCUGCCACCAGCCUGCAGCUGAUUGUAGGAGACAGUAGCCGAGGACGCUCCUCCAGACUCGGAGAAGGCGGGAACCUGAAAGUGCGAAAGCUCAGCUCCCCGUAGAGAAGCAAGCACAGAAUGUGAAUCUCAAAGUGGCCUGCGGACGAUGAGCAGACAGAAGGACCGGACGGAGCCGCACCUGAACCCUAACUGCUGCACUAUCAGCUCCUCCCUCCCUGGAGCCGGCUGCUCUCCUCAGCACAGUUCGGUCAUUGAACAGACAAACACGUGGGAAUGUAGAGACCUGAUGGACAGUCUCCUGGCGGAUUGGGACAGCACAGGAACUACUUCGCCCUCUUGGACAAUCAAAUCUCGAUGCCAGGAUCCUGAUUGGUCUUCCUCUUUUCUGAGUGAUGAGGAGUUUCCUCUUCCUCUGGCGCUCAAUCUGCAACACAAACACACACACACACACACACAUUGAGGAAAUGACAAUGCUGCUGCAGGACUGGGUCCCGGAAUCAUUUUUCAACCCGUUUCCAUUCCAGCUAAAAACUUGAGGUUCCAGCCUCUGUGUGUGUGUGUCACUGUUGUCUCAGUGUGAGCGCGAUGGAGCCGCACAAAGGAUUUGCCUGAAACAUUUAUUAAAGGCUUUUGUAUAUGUACAAUAUCAUUUUUAACAUUUGUUAUAUAUAUACGUGGGUGUUUCAUCUUUUUGCGUGGUUAGUUUUUUUCCAUUGAACUUCGUCACCGUCGAUUUCUGACAUUUCAUUCCAUGAGGCAGACUGUGAGGUUGAAACGCCAAAAUGUGCCAUGCCAUAUUGCCUUUUUUAUUCCCUGCUCUUUUGGAGUCUCUUGUACUGUUUGCAGAGUCAAAUGCUCCUCAUGCUUUAACCUGACCUCACCAAACA